Messenger RNA from Paramacrobiotus metropolitanus, 2415 nucleotides. RefSeq names its product carboxypeptidase B-like. Gene Ontology annotation, molecular function: metallocarboxypeptidase activity; zinc ion binding. The transcript has 7 exons. The record is from RefSeq and is a predicted model, not a curated record. NCBI's taxonomy places the organism in Eukaryota, Metazoa, Tardigrada, Eutardigrada, Parachela, Macrobiotidae. Gene Ontology annotation, biological process: proteolysis. Bases 520 to 2037 code for a protein of 505 amino acids.
UGACCAUAGUCUUACAAUGUUAGCCACAUUACCUUUUAAAUUAUAAACUCAUGCCGUGCAUCAGCGCGUAAUGGAUAUCGCGUAACUUAUUGGAUAUCUUGACUUUUAGUUGCUGCUUCUAGACAAUUGCGCUUGGUUCUAUCUGAAUGCUCUAAUCUCUGCGUAUAACAUUUCAUCGUUAAAAUUUUAAUUUCAAUCCAUUGAUCUUUUUUCUUUGGCAAGAAAGCUGCACAUGUAAUAGGUAAGCCCUAAUGAGUCUGAGCCAUGGAGGUCAAGUCAGUGGCUUAUAGCUGGUCAUCGUCAUAUUGCAUAGCCGCAUCUUCUCAUUAUCAGCCAUAUUGAUAAUUCUACCAACCUGACCAUUUCACGGGUUAUGCCGGCGUAAUCGUUCACGGUAAUCGGUCGUACAAACCGACGGUACGCACAUGGAGAGCUUACCCGGCUGUAGAGGAUAAUUCACACGUCAGCCCUGCACGCACUAUACCGCAACGUUCUCUUUAUCAGCUCCCGGCCAUAAUUAUGGAUCAGACAACAAUCGCGGCACCCAUUACCUUCCCGGCUCUGUCGGGCUCAAUAAGUUUUCUCCUGUUUUUACUGUUGUUUACCGGCCAUGGAGCGCUCAUUCGGGAGAAGAAUUCUUUUGCCAAUUAUUUCACACUGCGGCAUCGGAAUGAGUAUCUCAACCAUCAACUAUUUAAAGUGACUAUCCACAAAAUUGAUGAGCUGAACCUUCUCAAGCUGUGGCGUAUGCAGUAUAAGCAUUUACACUUGGAUUUUUGGGAUGAUUCGCUGCCGACAAACUUGACACCGAAGAAGCGGGAUUUUUUGAUUCGUGUACCUCCACAAUCUGUCGAGGAAUUUGCCGCACUAUUAACUUCUUCUGAUGUUGACUUCCAAAUAUUAAGCCACGAUCUAAAAAGACUGAUUCAGUGGGAAAAGUUUGCCAUUCCCGAUGCGGUCAGUCAACGCGGUUUGCUGACCUCGUCCGGUGUGUAUCAAAGCUACCGAAGAGUACUCUUACCCGGUAUUCAAACGUUGUCGACCUAUCUGCCGUUGGAAAGUGUUUACGACUUCAUCGAUUCCAUCUCCGCCAGAUAUCCGCUCAUGGCCAGCGCUUUUGAGCUUGGAAGGAGCUACGAAGGAAGACCAAUAAGAGGACUUAAGAUCGGAACUCCGUUUGCCAAUUUCAAAGAAACUAAUUUUCAAGCACCGGACUCUGGGGCGAUUCCGCUGAAAUAUGCGGUAGUUAUCGAUGGAGCGAUGCAGGGUAGAGAAUGGAUUACUGUUCCCACUCUGCUUUAUCUGACGCAACAGCUCCUGGCAAAAUACGAAAUCGAUGAAGAUGUGCGCUUGCUUUUGGAUUAUUAUGACUGGUAUAUAAUUCCUGUGGUCAAUCCAGACGGAUACAACUACUCGUGGACAACGGACCGAUUUUGGAAAAAAACCAGAUCUGUUAGCAUACUAAACAGUACGCUGGUUAAUCCUCAGUGCCGUGGAGUGGAUCUGAACCGUAACUUUGCGUACAAUUGGGGUAGAAGUGAUGAUCCGGAUAGUGGCAUAUAUGAUGUGUGCCAGCGUUCCUUUGCCGGUGAUAAACCGUUUUCCGAGCGAGAAUCUAUUGCUCUGGCGAAGUUUAUCUUCAACAACCGGAAACAAAUUAAAGCCUACAUUACUUUGCAAAAUUACGGACAAACGAUCCUAAUCCCUUAUGCAAGUAAACAUGCCAUAUCAAAAGAUAACCGUGACCACAUCUUAGCGGCUAACGUUGCGGCACGUGCAAUGCGGAAGGUGUACGGCGAACAAUACGAUUUGGGUUCCUGGUCGGAAACGUUAUUCGAAGCCGGCGGAACAGCAGUGGAUUGGGCAUAUGAAGUGGCCAAAAUUAAGUAUACUUACCAGUUCCAGCUGCGUGACCGCGCCAACUGGGGCUUUCUACUGCCGCGCAAUCAGAUUAUCCCGACAGCAGCCGAAUUUUAUGCCGGUGUAACAGAACUGUUACGCUUCAUUCAUUUUUAUGAAAUGAGACAUGAAAUUUGAAAUCAAUGUACAUGUGUGUAUUGUUUGCAAAUUUUUUGACAGUUCGCAAUUUAUUUGUGUGAUUAAUUGUUGAAUAUGACUGCUGCAGACAGACUGUUGGUGGUUUUGAGAUUUAUGAACUGGUAUUCUGUGCCAUAAUAAGCCGGUUCCAUUUACCUACCACACCUGAUAGCAUUGCUCUGUAUAGAAGGCAAAAUUUCCAUAUUUUAAGGUUAAGGAUAUGUUAUACGGUUGUGUAUAGACUAUAAGUGUGAAUAGUUUUGACAUGGAUCGCGCGAUGUUAACAACGGUGUCAAACGGCGGUUAUGCAAUGGCCAGCUGCCAUGCAGGCGCAGUCAAGCACUAACAGUUCACCUACCUGUUGAAUUUAUUUGAUUU